GGCCGUGCGUUGACUGCCGGAAACACGAAAGAAGAAGUACGGUAGCGGUCCAUGAUGGGAGGGACUGUAGCAGCGGUCCCUUAACCGUCCACUAAGUCGUCUGUCUGCGGAGAGCCUAGCUCGCUUUGUCGGAAUCGCAACUAAAUAUGGCUGAUCUUCAGGCUAAAUUUGAUACAGCAGCCGCUGAGAUAAAGCAGCUGAAGGCGAAGCCGACAGAUGAAGAGAUGCUGCAGGUCUACUCCCUGUUCAAGCAAGCCACCGUGGGUGAUGUCAACACAGGUCGUCCAGGGAUGUUUGAUUUCACUGGGAAAGCUAAAUGGGAUGCCUGGGAGAAGCAGAAAGGCAAGAGCAAAGAGGAUGCCAUGGAAGAGUACAUCAACCUGGUGGUGGAAUUGAAGAACAAGUAUGGAUUCUAAUGUCACAUGAUGACUGGUCGGGCAAAAUGAUGGAUGGCCUGAGUGCACUGGCUGAGACCACUACCAGUCUGUCUUCCUCUAAUUGUUGUGAAAUGCCUUCAAACCCAAAGAUUGUGUCCUCCGUAACACCUGUGAAUGCCUAGUGGGCUGCUUGUGAUCACAAUAUGGAGCUGGUUUGUAUAACUAUGAUGUAUGAUCAGAAACUUAAUUAAGAGUCCUACCAUUUCAACAUAAAAUCAUUAAUAUCUGAGUGCUGCGUUUGGUCUACUCUGAAUUUCUGAUAUAUUCUAGUUUCACAGAUAAUAUUUGUAUUCUUUUCAUGAAAUCAUAAACAAAACUUAAACUGUU
This is a messenger RNA of Acanthopagrus latus (yellowfin seabream), 764 nucleotides long. Its product is annotated as acyl-CoA-binding protein-like. The record is from RefSeq and is a predicted model, not a curated record. Lineage: Eukaryota; Metazoa; Chordata; Actinopteri; Spariformes; Sparidae. Gene Ontology annotation, biological process: fatty acid metabolic process. The transcript is spliced from 4 exons. Gene Ontology annotation, molecular function: fatty-acyl-CoA binding. Bases 147 to 416 code for a protein of 89 amino acids.